Molecule: messenger RNA, 3028 nt
Organism: Myotis brandtii (Brandt's bat)
Lineage: Eukaryota; Metazoa; Chordata; Mammalia; Chiroptera; Vespertilionidae
Gene: HSPA9
Product: heat shock 70kDa protein 9 (mortalin)
Exons: 17
Coding region: 309-2348 (679 amino acids)
Biological process (GO): cellular response to unfolded protein; protein refolding
Cellular component (GO): cytoplasm; mitochondrion
Molecular function (GO): ATP hydrolysis activity; heat shock protein binding; ATP binding
Source: RefSeq, a predicted model, not a curated record
CGCCUCUCACUGAGCCCGUACCUGCCACAGCCAGAACUGAAGGACGCACUUUUUCAGCUAUCAUGCUGCGGAGCGUAUUGGCCGUACGCACUUCCUCCGGCAGCGGCGGUCAGGUAGUCUCUGGUCAGGCAGUGCAGGCAGCGCCUCAGCGGAAGAGCGGGCCUCCAGACUCCAGCGACCAACCCCCGCCCUCCCCACCCCACGUGGUUGGAGGUUUCCAGAAGCGUUCCCACCGCCGCGCAGCGCAGCGCAGCUCCCGGCUGUCCGAGUGACUGUUUGUGGCCUCGUACUCUCACCGUUUAGCCGCCAUGAUAAGCGCCAGCCGAGCCGCGGCAUCCCGUCUCGUCGGCGCUGCAGCCUCCCGGGGCCCCACGGUCUCCCGCCACCAGGAUGGCUGGAAUGGCCUUAGUCAUGAGACUUUUAGAAUUGUCUCAAAGCGGGACUAUGCAUCAGAAGCAAUCAAGGGAGCAGUUGUUGGUAUUGAUUUGGGUACUACCAAUUCCUGUGUGGCCGUUAUGGAAGGUAAACAAGCAAAGGUGCUGGAGAAUGCUGAAGGUGCCAGAACCACCCCUUCAGUUGUAGCCUUUACAACAGAUGGUGAGCGACUUGUUGGCAUGCCUGCCAAGCGACAGGCUGUCACCAACCCAAACAACACAUUCUAUGCUACCAAGCGUCUUAUUGGCCGGCGAUAUGACGACCCUGAAGUCCAGAAAGACAUUAAAAAUGUUCCCUUUAAAAUUGUCCGUGCCUCCAAUGGUGAUGCCUGGGUUGAAGCUCAUGGAAAACUCUAUUCUCCAAGUCAGAUUGGAGCGUUUGUGUUGAUGAAGAUGAAAGAGACUGCAGAAAAUUACCUGGGGCAUACAGCAAAAAAUGCUGUGAUCACAGUCCCAGCUUAUUUCAAUGACUCACAAAGACAGGCCACUAAGGACGCUGGUCAGAUAGCUGGACUGAAUGUGCUUCGGGUGAUUAAUGAACCCACAGCUGCUGCUCUGGCCUAUGGUCUAGACAAAUCGGAAGAUAAAGUCAUUGCUGUAUAUGAUUUGGGUGGUGGAACUUUUGAUAUUUCUGUCCUGGAAAUUCAGAAAGGAGUAUUUGAGGUAAAGUCCACCAAUGGAGACACUUUCUUAGGUGGUGAAGACUUUGACCAGGCCUUGCUACAACACAUUGUGAAGGAGUUUAAAAGAGAGACGGGAGUUGAUUUGACCAAAGACAACAUGGCACUUCAAAGAGUUCGGGAAGCUGCUGAGAAGGCUAAGUGUGAACUCUCCUCAUCUGUGCAGACUGACAUCAACUUGCCAUAUCUUACAAUGGAUGCAUCUGGACCUAAGCAUUUAAAUAUGAAGCUGACCCGGGCUCAGUUUGAGGGGAUUGUCGCUGAGCUAAUCAGGAGGACCAUCGCCCCAUGCCAAAAAGCUAUGCAAGAUGCAGAAGUCAGCAAGAGUGACAUAGGAGAAGUGAUUCUUGUUGGUGGCAUGACUAGAAUGCCCAAGGUUCAGCAGACUGUGCAGGAUCUCUUUGGCAGAGCCCCAAGUAAAGCUGUCAAUCCUGAUGAGGCUGUGGCCAUGGGAGCUGCCAUUCAGGGAGGUGUCUUGGCUGGUGAUGUCACAGAUGUGCUGCUACUGGAUGUCACUCCCCUUUCUUUGGGUAUUGAGACUCUGGGAGGUGUAUUUACCAAACUUAUUAACAGGAACACCACUAUUCCAACCAAGAAAAGUCAGGUGUUUUCUACAGCCGCUGAUGGUCAGACUCAGGUGGAGAUUAAAGUGUGCCAGGGUGAGAGAGAGAUGGCUGGAGACAACAAACUUCUUGGACAGUUUACUUUGAUUGGAAUCCCCCCAGCCCCACGUGGAGUCCCUCAGAUUGAAGUUACAUUUGACAUUGAUGCCAAUGGGAUUGUACAUGUUUCUGCCAAAGAUAAGGGUACAGGACGCGAGCAGCAGAUUGUGAUCCAGUCUUCUGGUGGGUUAAGCAAAGAUGAUAUUGAAAAUAUGGUUAAGAACGCAGAGAAGUAUGCUGAGGAAGACAGGCGAAAGAAGGAACGAGUUGAAGCAGUUAAUAUGGCUGAAGGAAUCAUCCAUGAUACAGAAAGCAAGAUGGAGGAAUACAAGGACCAACUGCCUGCUGAUGAGUGCAACAAACUAAAAGAGGAGAUUUCCAAAAUGAGAGAGCUCCUGGCUCGAAAAGAUAGUGAAACUGGAGAAAACAUAAGGCAGGCAGCAUCUUCCCUUCAGCAAGCAUCAUUGAAGCUCUUCGAAAUGGCAUACAAAAAGAUGGCCUCUGAGCGAGAAGGCUCUGGAAGUUCUAGUGCUGGGGAACAAAAGGAAGAUCAAAAAGAGGAGAAACAGUAAUAACAGUAAACUUUGGAGCCAAAAGGACAACAUAUGGCGCUUGGGAGUGAAGGGACUUCCUGAGCAGAAAUGGGCAGACUUCGUCUUUUACUGUGUUUUUGCAGUAUUCUAUAUAUAAUUCCCUUAAUAUGUAAAUUUAGUGACUUAGCUAAUGAUCAUUUAAUGAGUGGUAAUUCCAACAGUAACAAAGCUCACAAUGUUCUGUCUGUCCCUAGCCUAUCAUUUUUUAGCUGCACGAAAAGGGAAGGUGAUGAUUUAUUGAUUGUAAAGACUUAACAUUGUUUUGUGCUGAAAUACCUCUAUUUCCAAGGGGUGAAACCAUCCCACACACAACAAUGAAGGUAGUCAGACCUGGAAUAAAACCAACUGGGGAUUUAAGACACUCAACUGCCAUACCAGCCUGUGUGUAUACAUGGGAUCCUUCAACUGAGGCCUUGCAAGACAAGCCUGUUGUGUCACAUUCAGAGGUAGAGCAGGGGAAGCUAAGCUAUUUAUGUUAGGUACAGCUUUUAAACAAGGUAAUAAGGCUCCCUAAUUUUCCUAUGGCACACUUUUAUAGCUACCUUCUGGCCUUUGGCACCUGUACCCUGGAUUAUUCUUUUUGAUCCAUUCUGGAUUUUUUUUAAAAAUAAAUAUGAAAAGCAUCUUGAUCUCUUGUUUGUGAGGGGUGAGGCUAAGUA